UUGCCGACCUCUUCUCUUCGCCUCCUGUGAGGACUCGGAUUAGCUGCAGCCGGGGCGCCCCCGGAGGCCCCAGCUGGCGUUCAGUUCCCGGCGCGUUGGGCUGAGUUGAGGGCGCCUCCCUUCCCCUCUUGCAUCUCUUCCCAACCUGCCGUUGCCGCCGGUGGUCGAGAGACCCAGGGCUGUUCUCCCUCUCCCUCUUCUUUUCUUUCUUUUUUCUUUUUCCCCCCUCUGUCUGUGUCUGUCUGUCUUCCCUUCUCGACAUGGAAUUCUCCUUGAGGGUCCUCGUUUUAUCCUGGCUUUACCUGGAGACUUUAGGGGACUUCGACGGAAGGUGGCCCAGGCAGAUCCUUUCCACAACUGGAUUAUGUCGUUUUGGGAGCAGAGUGGAUUGCUGCUGGGGCUGGGCUCGCCACGCCUGGGGCCACUGCCAACCUUUCUACAUCUUAAGGCAGAGAAUAGCCAGGAUAAGGUGCCAACCCAAAGCUGUUUGUCAACCUGGAUGUAAGCAUGGAGAAUGUAUUGGUCCAAACAAAUGCAAAUGUCAUCCAGGAUACACUGGGAAAAUAUGCAACCAAGCUGCACACCUGUUUGCAACCUCUGCACACUGGUCCAGUGAAUCACCUUUUUUCACCACUGCGGAAGAUCAUGCCACAUAUUUGCCUUGGAGGGAUCUCAAUGAAUGUGGAUUGAAACCAAGGCCUUGCAAACAUCGAUGUAUGAAUACCUAUGGAAGCUACAAAUGUUAUUGUCUGAAUGGGUACAUGCUUAUGCCUGAUGGAUCCUGUUCUAAUGCUCUCACGUGUUCAAUGGCAAACUGUCAGUAUGGCUGUGAUGUGGUUAAGGGGGAAAUACAUUGUCGCUGUCCUUCACCAGGGUUACAGCUAGCACCAGAUGGCAGAACAUGCAUUGAUGUGGAUGAAUGCAUCACUGGGAGCGUUACCUGUCCCCGAUUCAGGAAAUGUGUCAACACUUUUGGAAGUUAUAUUUGCAAGUGUCAUAAAGGCUUUGAUUUGAUGUACAUUGGAGGCAGAUACCAAUGCCAUGACAUAGAUGAAUGCUCUCUCGGCCAAUAUCAGUGUGGAGGUUAUUCCCAGUGUUACAAUACACUAGGGUCUUACAAAUGUAAAUGCAAAGAAGGGUACAGAGGUGAUGGAUUAAACUGCAUAAGGAUUCCUAAAGUUAUGAUUGAUCCAUCUAACCCCUAUAGUGUAUUUAAAAGCAAUUCAACUUUUCUGAAAGGAAGCAGUGGCAUGACCAACAGAAUACCUGAAUCUGGUGGUACAAAAUAUCCCAUCCAAUUGCCAUAUAUACCAUAUGUAAUUACACCAAAGCCUUAUGUGAAGACAACAGCUAGAGCAACUGUGAAACCAACAUACAAACCAUAUACCAGAUUGGCAACACAACCUGCCACGACAAGAUCAGUUUUCAGGCCAGUGACAAGAUCUCCACCAGUGACAAGUCCUCCCCAACAACCCACAGUACCAUUUCAGCCUGUAAUAACAACAUCAAUGCCACAAGUAGUAACUGAGGAGCCUCUGCCUUUUCCUACUGAAACAACACCACAACCAGGAUUUACAGUUGACAAUUGGAUCCCAAUUGAGCCACAGAAACCCCGAGGAGAUGUAUUUAUUCCCCGCCAGCCUGGAGUGAACAAUCAUCUCUUAGAAACAUUUGAAAUUGAACAAGGGAUAAGUGCCAAUGAGGAUGAAGCAAAUGAUGAUCCAGGUAUUCUGAUCAAUAGUUGCAACUUUGAUGGUGGUUUGUGUGGAUGGAUCAAGCAAAAAAAUGAUGAUUUACACUGGGAACCUGUUAAAGACUCCUCAGGUGGACAAUAUUUAUCUAUUUCUCAACCCAAAGGGAAGGCAGGUCGAUUUGCCCGCUUGGUUCUCCCACUUGGCCAUUUAGCUCGCUCCGAAGAUCUGUGCUUAUCCUUUCAGCAUAAAGUGUCUGGAUUACACUCCGGUUUGCUUCAAGUCUUCCUAAGGAAGACCGGUAUUCAUGGGCCAGCAAUUUGGGGAAGGAACAGAGGUCAUGGUUGGAGUCAGACGCAUAUAACGUUGAAAGGACCUGGCAUCAAAAGUGUUAUUUUUAAAGGCGAAAAAGGAAAAGGAAGAACUGGGGAAAUUGGUUUGGAUGAUAUAAGUUUGAGAAAAGGCCAAUGUUCUCAGGACCAUUAGUGGUACAGAUGGGUGAAGAGAACAGACUUUCGUUGUCCAUGCCUAUCAUUUGAGACAUGUGGAUGAUUUAUAACUUCUCCUUUGUCUUUGUGAAAUCACAGUGGAUCUCCAUAUAAAUAAUUCAGAUUUUCUGUAUUAGCAAAGAAAGCUUAAACAGAAGAAGCCAUUAACAUUGGUUAACAUUGCCUGUGCUUUAGGAGGUUCUGAAUGGAGGAUAUAUACAUGUCCUUUAUGAAGAAAAGACUGCCUAAACGUCCUCAAAAAGAGUCAACAUCUGAAUCCAUGUCUUCUUUGUGUUUUCCAUUGGAUGAUUAUGGUUCAUUUUGUGUCACGAGCUGAAGUUACACCCAUUAUUAUUGUACUGCAUCAAUUUUUAAAGUAGAGUGUUUUGUGUGUCUCUGUGUGUAUAAAUAACAUUUAUCCCGUUAUCUUAUUGCAAAAGGCAGUUAAAGAGUAGCACUGCAAUCCUUAAUAUAGGUAGUGCUGUGUUCUGUAUAAAUAUGUAUUAUUAUUAUUAAUGUAUUUAUAUAUGUUGUAUAUUUGCAAACUCUAGUUGUAAGAUGAAAUAGCAUUUGCGCACGUUACAGUUAAACCAGCAAAACAGACUGGUAGUCCAAUAGCCAGUUCUUUUUAAAAUAUAUAAGACCCAGCAAUGUUCCUUGCCUUUCUAAACUCAAACAGUAGAAUAUUUUACAUGAUUGCAAAAAUGAAUAUAAUGUAAGUAUUACCAGAUUCAGGAGAAUUAGACUUCAGCAAUCCUGUUCUGAAAAGAAAAGCAUUCAUGACUGGUAUCAGCAGCUCAACUUGGCCUUAAUGGAUUUUAAUUUUUUUAAUAUAUUCAAGGAAAGUUUCUCAGAUAGCAAUUUUUCCUCUCUUAUUCAUAUUCUCGUAAGAAACAAAAUAGGUUUUUGUGGUUCAUAAGCAAAGAAACGCAGAAUGACUGGUCAUGUAUUAACCAGAAUUAUAUAGGUAGUCCUCAAUUUAACAACAGUACAUUUAAUGACCGUUCAAAGUUACAACAACAUUGAAAGAAGUGACUCGUGGUCAUUUUUCAUACUUACAAGCGUUGCAGCAACCCUGAUCAAAAUUUGGAUACUUGGCCACUGACUCAUAUUUAUGACAGUUGCAGUGUCACCUCUUCCGACCUCCUAACAAGCAAAGUCAAUGUGGAAGCCAGGUUCACUUAACAACUUAAUAACUGGAGUGAUUCACUUAACAAUUGUGUCAAGAAAAGACCUAAAUUGGGGCAAAAUUCACUUAACAAAAGUUUCACUUAGCAACAGAAACUUUGGGCUCAAUUGUGGUCGUAAAUCGAGGACUACCUGUACAUUAUUGCAUAAAUUCUAUCUACUGUGUCCUCUUUUCAGACGGUGUUGUCUUUAUUUCUGGGCAGAUGAUUUAAUCCACAUCAUAAGGAAGAAAAAUUGUUUCCUGAACAUAACAGGAGGGUUGCAAAAUGGCUCAGUUUCAGAUUGAUCAAAAAUCCGUCUUGCACAGUAUAGCAUAGAGAAAAACACACAACAAAAAUGCAGUCAAAUGAGGUAGAAAAGCCAAAGAGCUUUCGAUGCCUUAGAAUUUGGAUCUUUUAAUUCUUAUUUGCAAAAAUGGAAAGUUUAAAAAGUCUCCCCUUGCAUCCAGAUGGCAAUCACAUUGCUGGCAUGUUAAUCUCCCCAAGAAGCUAUCCAGGUGGUGGGGACUGCCAUGGAAAAUCCUCUUUUUCGUUGCCUCAAAAUGAGUAGAUCUUCAGCUGUUCCCAGUGUGGCUUGAUAGAAACAAAAGAGGUGGCCAACCUAUCCCAUUUUAUAAGUCCAAAAUAAUUUAGCUCUAUUUCUCAACUUACUCCAUAUCUGAAGUUGCUUCUUACUAACAUGUGAUUUCUUCCUGUAUUUCUCACAAUACACCAGAGGUCAACAAUAUGGUGCCCCUAAAAGCUGUUCAACCACCCCUCUCACCCAAUUAAUUAUAUAUAUUUAUUUCUAAAAUAUAUUCAAGGAUCAAAGUCUAAUUAGUUCACAGGGACAUUCUUGGAUAAGAUUGCAGGAUAUCUAAGAGUUAAAGUCAUUAAAAUUUUACACUUAUUAAAAGUUCGCAACAUCCAGACUAAACCAUUUAUAGAUAUGAUAAUUUUUGACAGAAAAAGAGUUUAUUAAGGCAUAGUACUUUGAAAAGAAGCACUAUAAAAGUAAAUCAAUGGUCUUUAAUACAUUCCAUUACAGUCGUUGGAACAGCUGAGCAGUUUUUUCCCCCAGUUGUAAUUGCAAUUUGCCUGUUUAGUCAAGCCAAUGUUUUUAGCAGAAAUAUCUUAGACCAGGGGGGUCAAACUCACGGCCCACAGUGCAUCAUGCGCUGGCCACACCCACCCCAGUUUAGCGAAGGGGGAAAAUGUGGCAAUACAUCAUGUGAUGACAACUUGUCGUCGCAAGUUUGACACCCCUGUCUUAGACCUACUCAAGCUAUUGGCAAGAUUUUUCUUCUUCUAAUUGUAUGGCUUUCUAAAAUACGGCAUGUAGAAUGUCAAUAUGGCAAGUUACAUUUCUCUGAUCAAAAGGAUGCUAUUUUAAAUAAGAAAAAACUGAUAUCCUAAAUGUAUUUUUUCAGUUGGACAAAUAAUGAAUUUUUGUUUUAAAACUUUUAAAAAAGUAAAAUUGUUACGUUUCAAUAUUGUCAUAGUACAAGACCAUCAAGCGUAAAUCUCUAAAAAUGAUAAAUGAACCCCUCUACAGAUAUAACUAUGAUUUCCUUUGGAGUUAGAGUUGUAAUAGUAAUAUAGUUACUAUAUUACACUACUUGUAAUCAAUUUUAAUUUAUGAGGGCAUGGUAGCCUAGAGGUGGAGCUCUUGCUUCACAAUCAGAAGGCUGUGAGUUCGAUCUUAGGUAGCGGUAGAUAUUUCUCUCUGUAUGUCAUGCCCCUAUCGGAGUCUGAAUCUGCGGAGGAAGAUGAGCUGGAACAAAAACUGAUAGCGAGUGAGAGGGCAGCUCCAUUGGCCUUGGAGGAAACUGGGGAAGGGCAGAGUCAGUCCAGGCAAGGCUGUUCGGAAUUAGCAAGGCCUGCAGGGAGGAGGGAUAGACAGAGACGAGGAGCAAGAACCACUCCCUCCUGAUGCAAGGGCAAGGAGAGUGCAGAGAAGGCAGGAUCAGUGCAGGCAGAGAAGAGAGUGCCCCACCUAGCUUCACCAGGAACACCUUAAGGGGAGGGGCAUUUAUCGGGAACAAACACCGAGUUCCUGAAGUGUUGUGUGCCAACUUUUGAACUUGCCAAGAGUCCUUGCAUUCCUUAUUGGCGUUCUGGACUAAUUAUCUGGAUCUUCUGCUCCCUGAACUCCUUACUUGGCUCUUGGUUUGCCAAAAUACAUUUGGGAUUUAUUGUUGUGUAGCCUUGGUGCAGACAGCGCUAGGCUGGAUUAAUUGCAGCCACAGGCUGUUUGAGGUUUGUGUGGGUGUUGUUCUCACUCUGCUUUAGGACUUGUCCGUAAUGUGGGAGCAUUUGGGGAGAUUUGGAGCAGUAAAGGAGCUGCCAGCUGUUUGUGUUAUCUCUGUGCCGUGCCCUGGGUCAUCACACUCUGGGUGCAACAAAUAAUUGUCUGCUGUGAACUCCACGUAGGUGUCAGGAAAGGCAUCUGGCCAGUAAAUGCUUGAGCUCUGUUUAGUCACCCAUACUCCACCCGAUGCAAGAGAUUAAAGGGUCAUUAAAAGAAAAAAUCAAUUUAAAUUUAUCAAAUGAAACAAUAACAAAAGCUACAUGUUUAUAAACUGAAACUGAUUUUUAAAGUCCUUUUCAUAUGUACAGCUCUAUAAAAGCUUCAGAGACCACAGAUUUAUUGUUACACACUACAAUGCAGAGAAGAUAGACAUGCAAAUCUGAAUCAAACUAGUGCUCCUCAGUGUCAGUGGAUUUGCAUAUCUGAUAAUCAACUAUGACUCUGGGAAAGUAAGAAUUUUGUCCUCUUUCACAGAGUUGAAAGCGUUGAAUAUGUUACAAAAACUUAACAUUUUUGACGUAAUAACAAUUGUAAUGGAGUAAACGAAGCGUUUUGUAGAAUAAAUAGAUUUGGAAUGCAAGCUACAGGAGAACAGCCCUGCCCAAAAUCCUCUUUAAGUGAAUUGGUUUUAUCAAGAGCAAUGGAGAAAGAAAUCUUCACUUGAUAUCUGGAUAUAGAAUGAGGAAGUGCUUCAUAUUUGGCCAAAUACUUCUAUAUUAUUCCUGAAUUAUGCUGGCAGUAUUAAAUAAUACUCUCUUUAAAUUAUGCCUUGAUCAUGCUAUAUGAAAACUAUAUGCAUGUUUAUAUUUUCUAAAGCUAAGAAUAGAAUAGAAUAGAAUAGAAUAGAAUAGAAUAGAAUAGAAUAGAAUAGAAUAGAAUAGAAUAGAAUAGAAUUCUUUAUUGGCCAAGUGUGAUUGGACACACAAGGAAUUUGUCUUGGUGCAUAUGCUGUCAGUGUACAUAAAAGAAAAGAUACAUUCGUCAAGAAUCAUAAGGUACAACACUUAAUGAUAGUCAUAGGGAACAAAUAAGCAAUCAAAUCAUUAGGAAACAGUCAAUAUAAAUCGUAAGAAUAUAAGCAACAAGGUUACAGACAUACAGUCAUAAGUGGAAGGAGAUGGGUGAUAGGAACGAUGAGAAGAUUAAUAGUAGUGCAGACUUAGAAAUUAUUUAAUUAAAUAAGAAUGUAUACUUUUUUGAUAUAAUCCUUGAUUUUCCAAUGAAUCUACUCAAUCUUAAUUCCACUUAAUGGGCUUCUAUUGGAGUGAAUAAGAUAUAAGAUCAGCUAGGAAUGUCAUGUUUGUGUUGUAAUAUGUAGGCAAUUCAAAAUGAAGGUGUUAUGAUUCAGCCCUUAUACACCUCAUCUAUAUCAGGCUCCUCUUUCAAUAGGCAGACUGUUAACUAUUUUCUAGAUGGAAACAAUUCCCCAAUAAAGAUAUGGGUUGCUGCUUCUAAUAGCAAUGAAUUGAAAGAGAUUGGCUUCUGAAAAAGUAAAAUGUAACUCACAGAGGCAUGAAUUGCUUCCAUAUUUGGUUGUCCUGCUUAUAGAAUCAUAGCAAAAUAGGAACUCGUAAAUCUUGAGUGAAUCACAUGAGCACCAUAUGCGAAGAUAACUAAUGGACUUAGUGUUUGGAGAAAUGCCCUUCCCUUUGAAUGAUCAAACCAAUGUGAAGAGCAGAUGCUAAAGUCACAUGCAUAUAUUUGGUUCAGUGUCUGUUGAGUUGUCAAAAGAUUUUCUGUUGAGAAUUAUUUUCUGGAAACUUCUUGUGACAGGUUAAUGCAUCAAUUUCUAAAAUUAUUUGUUAUGCUCCGAAUUCAUAAAAGCAGCAAUAAUGGAUUUUCAUGUAAGCUAUUACUCCUAAGUUGUAGGUAUAUUUGUGGAAGUAUACAAAUAAAUAAGUAGAAUACAUAUAUAUUUAAGGAACAUGGUGUUGUGUCACACAAUAUUUAUGAUAAUUUAUACAGACCUACCUGACUCUCACCGUAUAUGUGGUCUUAGAAAGAGUAUGUUAUGUGCAGUAGAUGGAUUUUUAAAUCAUCAUUUAUGAAGGUGAGAAAAUGCUCCAGAGCAACAAAUUGAGCUAUAUCUAAAAGAUGCACAUCUGAAUCUUUCAUCUAUAUUUAAUUGGCAUAUAUUCUUUUUUUUGAGAAAUGUUAGUAUUUAAACAUGCCUAAAGUCCAUGAUUAAUUAAUGGCACCUAGGUGCAUCUAUAUAAUAACUUAUCUAUCUUUUCUUCUUUUGAUUACUGUCUUCAUAACUGUCAAAAUAGUUUUUUGAUAUACACACCCUAUUAAAAUGAUAUGGUAUCCUUGUUUAAUCUAAUUAUGUUUUACUCAGUUGUUCAGAUAUGCAAGACACAUUCAUAAACCAUGAACUAACACAGGAACUUUAUACAAAACAAUAUACUAAGAAUUUCUCACUAUAUGCAAACAGUGUGGAUAGGUAUUAAGUAUGUCUGUUAAAUCUGGAUUAUAUAUGAGUAUUAAAAAAUGGAAUCAGUUCAAAGAAUACACAACACCCAUGCACAUAGCCACACAACCUUUCUUGCCUUUAGGUUAUCCAAUACUUUGACAUUAAUAUCAAUGUCCUGAUGUUCUUAUUUCCUUUAUUGGUGGGAAUAAGGCUUUAACAUAACAUAGUUUCACUUGUUUUAUAUGUUGGAUAUUUUUGGAUGAAGGAUACAACCAAAAGAUACCAUAAAAUCAACAGUAUUUCUUAAACUGUACUUCUUGAUUAAGUUUUGUCUUGCAGUAAUGGGAGGUUAGUUCUUUAACGGCUCAACCAGUUUUUAAAUCUUUUGAAUUAAAAUUCAUUUAUUUCUA
This is a messenger RNA of Pantherophis guttatus, 8479 nucleotides long. RefSeq names its product nephronectin (gene NPNT). Gene Ontology annotation, cellular component: membrane. Gene Ontology annotation, molecular function: calcium ion binding. The record is from RefSeq and is a predicted model, not a curated record. Lineage: Eukaryota; Metazoa; Chordata; Lepidosauria; Squamata; Colubridae.